This is a messenger RNA of Trypanosoma conorhini, 822 nucleotides long. RefSeq names its product putative serine/threonine protein kinase. Bases 1 to 822 code for a protein of 273 amino acids. Gene Ontology annotation, biological process: protein phosphorylation. The record is from RefSeq and is a predicted model, not a curated record. Gene Ontology annotation, molecular function: protein kinase activity; ATP binding. The transcript has a single exon. NCBI's taxonomy places the organism in Eukaryota, Euglenozoa, Kinetoplastea, Trypanosomatida, Trypanosomatidae.
AUGGUACAACGCGUCCAGUUGGGCGAAUACCUCCUGGGGAAAAAGAUCGGUUCUGGGAACUUCUCCACGGUCCGGCAGGCCACGGACACACAAGGGCGAAGGUGGGCAGUGAAGAUCAUUGAUAAGUCCCGUUUAAAGCAGGAGCACAUGGAGGAACAGCUUCUGCGCGAGGUGGCUGUAAUGCGGUCACUUAUGCAUGAAAACGUCAUCGCUCUUCGUGACGUUUUGGAAUCCGACAACCACUACUACCUUGUGUUGGAGUAUGUGCCGGGUGGGGAGUUGUUCGAUAAGAUAGUGAAGGCGAAGCGCUUUGAUGAGAAUACAGCGAGACGUUAUUUUCAUCAGCUCAUCGCUGGGAUGCACUACUGCCACAGCCGCGGUUUUGCCCACCGCGACCUGAAGCCGGAGAACCUGCUGCUCGACGCGAACGGGACGCUGAAGAUCUCUGAUUUUGGCCUCAGCAACCGGCAGCAAAGCUUUCUGCUUGAGACAGUGUGUGGGACGCCCAACUAUGUUGCACCGGAGGUUUUGAUGGAGCGAGGCUACAAUGGGCUGUCGGCAGACAUAUGGAGCUGUGGCGUCGUGCUGUAUGUGAUGCUUGCCGGACGCCUGCCCUUUGAGGACCGUAAUAUUAACGCGUUGUUUGCAAAGAUUGAGCGUGGCGAGUACCAGAUGAUUAGGCACGUGUCCGAGGCAGUGAGGGACCUGAUUGCGCGGAUGCUGACGGUGGACCCGAAGAAGCGCAUCACGAUGGAGGGCAUCAUCGCCCACCCAUGGUUUCAGGUGGGCUGGGACCGAAGGCGGCUGCAAGGAGCUGAGUAG